CUUAUCUCUCUGCCUCAUGCUGAUGUGUGGCGAAUGCUCUGGUGCAAAAUUUUUCUGAAUCAUUUCUGAUGAAGUGCUCCACUGCUACAAGUUGCAAGGGUUAAUGUACCAACACAGAAGAGUCGAUUCAGCAUUAGAGUUUGUACUAGGUGUGUGGAUUGGUGACGUGCAGGGCUUCAAUGCUGCUGAUCAGUUCCCCCAGGGCACUGAGUGGCUCGAUGGGGCUGAAGGGCGCUGCGUCCUCUGGGAUGGAGGCAUAUAAAUGCUGGAGCUUCUGGUCUCUGCUUCCUGCUGCCUGGUGGAGUGGGCAUGAAGAGCAGUAUACACAGAGGCCAGAAGAAGAGGGUUUGCGCGCUGAUAAAGGGUACCACAGGUGAGGCACUGCAAGAGAGGAGGUGAGGCUCUGUGUAGACGGAGGGUGGGUUUGGUUUGUGAGUUUGUGAUGUAGCUUUUCUAAAGGGGAGAAGUUUAGUGUUUCUGCAUGUCGUAGCAAGAGAUUCUGUCCAAUUUUGUCAGAGACCCGGUUCUGUCAAUCAGCUCAGUCUGAGAAACUUUUUAAAACCAAAAUCAAGCAGAAAGUAUUAAACUGAGAGAUAAACUUGUUAGCAUUUCUGUUUGAAAGUUGUCAAAGCUUUGCCAUCGACCGUCUCUUCUAUGUAGGUCACAGGAUGCAACAUGUUGGACAUUGAUCUCUGUGCUUUGGUUGUAGCACAGGAAAGCAGGUCACUGAUUUCCUAAACUGUGAAACUAUCAAUCGCUCCUCUGCCCUAAAGCUCUAAAUCCCGGUAUAAUUAAAAGUGUAUGCCAAGGACGGAGGGCAUAAACCAGACUCAGCAUGAGAAGAUUAUUUAACUCUGGCUGAACACAAACUGGAAAAUUAGCAUUAGACUUUAAGUAUUUCCAGUGCAUGAAUUUUCAUCAAACUUUCAAUAGCUGGAGAAGAUCAUCCUGUCUGCUGGCACUGGUGGAUGUGCUGUGAUGGCAAGAGGCCAGAUUGGGUCAACAUUAUACUGGAAGACUGUAGAAACAGCUGCCCUUAAAAUGUCAUUAUGGAUCACUCAAUCAUCUCUCUGGUUACUCAAGCAACCAGUCGACUAAUCAUACCAUUUCCUGCGGUAAAUGGUAUGUUCUUGUUUCAUAUGUUGUAACUUUGGCCUUAUUUAAUCAUUUGAUUUUUUUUUUCUUCAUCUUCCUCAUUGUCUUGCCUGUACACAUUCACUCCUCUUGUCACGUUGCUCUGUGGCUCUUGAACCACAUGUGCCGUGAUUUCCUCAUGGCGGCCCCGCUCUCCUUCCUCUCCUCACAUGACGCACCCUCCUUCAUUCCUCCAUGUGUUGCUCCCUUCUUGUUGGAGAUUGCAGCGUGCACUGUAGCCCCAGUUGCAAUGGAGGACAGUGACCACGAGGUUCACUCUUCAUCAGACGAGCAGGGCUCCUUCCCUGCCUCACCUAUGGUCCCUCACAGCAGGGACCACGAUGCUGAACAGCAUUCGAGCCAAUCAGACGACUCAGAGGUGGAGAACAUUAUGCAAGACCCUCACCACCCAGGAGGGCACAGCCACCACCACCACCACCAUCAUGGCCACGAGCCUCACGUUGCAGACAGGGAAGCUGAGGGCGAAGACCGCCCCCACACCCCAUCAUAUUUGCGGCCCCCUGUGGCGGGUAGAGCGCAGUCGGAUUCAGGUUCAGACCCCAGUUUACCACAGAGCAGGAGUGUGGAGUUUGACCUGUCAUCCCCCAUCAGUCCCACCCGACCCAAGAGUCCCUGGGGUCGGUUUGACCCGUACGACAAUAACGAGGUAACGCAAGGAGGCCCGGCCAAGAAACCCGGAGAGAGGGGAAACGAGAUCUGUGUGGUUUAGCUCUGCUUUCGAGCUAAUGUUGUUACUGUGCUGCGGUGUGUUGAACAGGUCAUGUUCAGACUGAUGAAUACAGUUCAUAGGAUGUGACAGAGUUUGUGCAAGAUUGUGUAAAAGUCUCAAACUAACAGGUUGUUUCAUGUGGUAAAGGGAAAAAAAGUUGAGUCGUGCUUAUUUUCUUCUGGUGGAGCAGGCUGUGAUUGUGGUUCAGUGAUGGUAGCGUUGCUUUUUGCUUUUGUUUUGCUGUUGUGUCAAAACUGUGGGAAAGUUAAAAUUCUUUGAAAAGGACAACCAGAUUUUUACAGUGACUGAUAACAGUCAUGCUUACAUGGCAAUGCACGCUUCUCUGAUGUAUUAUUUCACCCCUGUGUGCACU
Larimichthys crocea (large yellow croaker) is the source of this 2237-nucleotide messenger RNA. Its product is annotated as homeobox protein MOX-2-like. Bases 1256 to 1864 code for a protein of 202 amino acids. The transcript is spliced from 2 exons. The record is from RefSeq and is a predicted model, not a curated record. Lineage: Eukaryota; Metazoa; Chordata; Actinopteri; Sciaenidae.